AUCUACGUUCUAGUUGAUCGGUGUAGCACUGAUUUUAAUCGUGAUAGGGAGAGGUUCCUAAUGUUGACGAUUUUGGAGUAAACUUUGUGUUACUUGAAACAUUUUGUGUGGGAUGAAUCAAAAACUAGUUCCGUUUAUUGGAGAAUAUAAAGCAUUCUCAUGACGGGACAAUUUUGUGCAAUAUUUUGACUGGAGAGUAAUCGGAAGUUUUUAAAAGUGCCAUCAUUGCAUAGAUGAGGAUGACCACACUGUGGAGAGUAAUAUUCCUUUGUUGUAUUAUAGCUUCUGCUUUAGGAGGACAUAAUCCCUGCUGUUCAUACCCUUGUGAAAACAACGGAGUAUGCAUGACAAGGGGAGAUAACUAUUACUGUGACUGUACAAAUUUAGAGUUCUAUGGCAAACACUGUGAAAUCCCUACAUUUAUGAAGAAGAUAAAACUGUUUCUAAAGCCAGACCCAGAAACAAUACACAAUCUUUUAACUGGUAACAAAUGGUUAUGGGACAUCGUCAAUAGUGUACAGUUUUUGUCAAAUGCAGUAAUGAAGAAAGUUUACACAAUGAGAUCUGAUAUGGUUGACAGUCCUCCGACAUAUACAUCUGAACAUGAAUACAUCACAGUGGACGCCAACUAUAAUUAUAGUGUCUAUACUCGUACCCUGCCUCCUGUCCCCACAGAAUGCCCCACUCCCAUGGGUGUCUGGGGAAAGAAGGAACUACCACCUGCUGAAGAAAUAGUGAAGACAUUUUUUGUUAGAAAAGAAUUUAUCCCAGAACCCAUGGGAACCAGUUCACUGUUUCCUUACUUUGCUCAGCACUUCACACAUAUGUUCUUCAAGACAGACCUAAAGAAGGGGCCACAAUUUCAGUGGGGUGGACAUGGGGUCGAUGUUUCUCAUGUCUAUGGCAAGGAUAGAGAAUCAGAAAACAAUCUAAGAUCAUUUAAAGAUGGAAAGCUUAAACACAAGGUUAUAAAUGGUGAAGAAUGGCCUCCCCUUACCUCUGAUGCUAAAGUUCCUAUGGGGUAUCCUAAACAGACAGACAAAGAUAAGCAGUUUGCUCUUGGACAUUCUUUCUUUGGUCUCUUGCCUGGAUUGUUCAUGUAUGGCACAAUCUGGUUGAGGGAACAUAACAGAGUUUGUGAUAUACUGAAGGCAGAGCACCCUGAAUGGGACGAUGAGAGACUAUUUCAGACGUCAAAAUUAGUUAUUUUAGGUGAAACUAUCCAAAUAGUAAUAGUAGAUUAUGUGCAGCACCUAAGCAACUAUCAUUACCAAUUAAUUUUCAAUCCUGAGCUACUGUUUGGUGAACAAUUCCAAUAUCAAAACAGAAUUGCCAUAGAAUUUAACCAUUUAUAUCAUUGGCAUCCUUUGAUGCCAGAUGAAUUCAACAUUAAUGGAACAAAAUAUACCUUGAAAGACUUUAUUUUCCAUCCUGAGAUUGUGGUAAAGCAUGGGAUGAGGGAGUUUGUGGAUUCACUGUCAAGACAACGAGCAGGCCUGUUUGGGCCUCACAAUCAUGGUGCUUUAACAAUCCCUGUUGUGACAGAACUCAUCAAACAUGGACGUACUCUAAGACUUCAGUCCUUUAACCAAUACAGGAAGAGAUUCAACCUGAAGCCAAUAAAAUCUUUCGAGGAACUGACAGGAGAAAAGAAAAUGGCAAAACAGCUUGAAAAUUUUUAUGGCGAUAUCAAUGCUGUGGAAUUCUAUGUAGGCCUUAUAAUGGAGAAGAGACGGCACAAGGCGUUGUUUGGAUCCUCAAUAGUUGAGAUUGGUGGGCCCUACUCUGUAAAAGGAUUAAUGGCCAAUCCAAUCUGUUCUCCUAAAUACUGGAAACCCUCCACAUUUGGAGGGGAUGUAGGCUUUAAUUUGGUUAAAACUGCAUCUCUUAAAAAGUUAUUUUGUGAGAAUAUCAAAGGAGAGUGCCCCAUGGUCACAUUUAGAGUUCCAGAUUAUAAAGAGGGUGAUGUAUUAGACAUUAUCAAACAAAAAAUGGAAUUAUAACAAUAGAGUUUGUUUAAAUAUUAAUUCAAUUCUAUCAUUGUCAUGAAUGCAUUUCUGAACAGUUGCAUGAAGUGAACAUGAUGUGUGUGUUUCAAUGAGAUUUAUUAAGGUAUGCAGGUACAUACAUUUUUGCUUAUAGAGAUCUCAUAUAUUCGUUUUCAAUAUUUCAGAAGCUUAUGCACUCUAUUUUGAUAAUUUUUAAAUUUGAUCAGUAGAACUCAUUCAAUUUUGUCAAUUAAUCUUUGUUUCUAGAGAUGAAAUCAUGAAAAUAUGUAGGGGGCUAACUAGACUGCAUAGUGCAUAUCUGUUAAAAUUCACACAUUCAUGGAAAUGUGUACAAUUUAAUACAGUCAAACCUUGUUAUCUCAAACUUGAUGGGACUAAAAAAAACUUCAAGAUAUCUGAGGGUUCAAGAUACUGAGGGUAAAAUACAAUAAGAAAAUAGUGGUUGGGACUUCCAAAUCAUAUCGACAUAUCAAUGGUAUUCAAGAUAUCUGUGUUCGAGAUACCAAGGUUCAGCUGUAUAUAAUAUUAUACUUUUUAAAAAUGCAUAUGCAACAUAAGAACUACUAGCAUUUAACAUAAGUUUUUUAUUACUGAUUAUUCAUGUGUAAUCAAACAUUAAUCAGGGUAAUUUUUAAUUGAGCUCAUAUCUACACACUUUAUUUACAGUAUUAAAGAUCUAACGAGAUCCGAAAUCUAUUAAAAAAAUAUUCAACAACGUCAAUAUGUAAAACAUGUGCAAUCAUCAAGAGUUUGGUCUAUUAUGUUUUUCUAAAUUUGACAGACUGAAAUUGUUUUUCUCUUAUCAAUUUGAAGGCAGCCCUUGAAAGUCAGUGCAAAACUGUGUAUGCUAUGUGCCAUUUUGCAUGUUGAUAAUACUGUAUUAGUGAUGCACUAUGAUAUGCUUAAUAUUUAAUAUUGAGUAUAAUGACUGUUAAAUUGUCAUAUCAAAGAGAUUUACAUAAGUAAUUACUCUAAAAAUGUCCAUUCAAGGUCAUUUCGAUUUAUAAGUUUAAGUUUAAGCUUCAAUUAGUUUGUUAACUGUCAUUUAUUAAAUAGAUUUAUUGGGUACAUUAAAGUAUAGUAAAACAAGCUUAUAGCAAACAUUCUUAUAAUAAAUUUAUGUUUACAUUGAAGUGAUUUUCGUUCCCCUUGACUUUAGGAUAUAUUUUUAAACUUAACGGAUAUAAUGAAUUAUGCUUAUAAUGAAGCAAAAUCAUCCGUCCAUGGCAAUUGAUUAUAAAUGUGUUUUACUGUAAUUACCCUAAAGAUGUCCAUUCAAAAUCAUUGUGAUUUAUAAUGUAUUAGAUUAAGUUUCAAUUAGUUUGUUAAAUUGUUACCAUAAAAUAUAUUUACUGGUACAUAAGUAAUUACCUGAAAGAUGCCUAUAGUAUUUAAAGUCAUUUUGAUUUAUAUGUAAGUUUAUGUUUCAAAUAGUUUGAAUAGUAGCUAAUAGAAGAAAAAAUGUCCCAUAUCUUGUAUCUAGUUAAAAAAUUCUCUAUGGAAAUUUGUUAUAGAACGUCAUACUACUCUUCUCUGACAAUCAGAAUGUUUCAUCAUUAAUAUUCAUUUCCAGCAGAUAUUUUGAGUUUUCUGUGUUUCUUUUAUAUACAUGCAUGUACACAUAUAAAUGUAUAAUAUGUCAUAUAUUAAAUUUACAAAUCUUGAUUGCUUUCUACCAAAUAUAAUACCAUUUUCCCAGCUGCAAGAUCUAUAUGACCUACUCCUGCUAUAAAUUCCAUCAAAAAUAAAAUUGGUUGUGAAAGAAACCACAUUCUUUUACCAAUGGCUGUACUACAUAGCUUCUUUAUCAAGCAUUGUCUGUUGAGUUUAUGUUUAAUAGCUAUAGAUUUUUUUACAAUUUUCCGAAGAGGAAACUUUAAUAUACAGUUGUACAUAUAAUUACAUGUAAUUAUUUCUGUUCUGUAUAAACUGACUAUCUUAUCUAUACAUUAUUAAAAGAUUGAAUUAUGA
Saccostrea echinata is the source of this 3980-nucleotide messenger RNA. RefSeq names its product prostaglandin G/H synthase 2-like. The transcript has 10 exons. Gene Ontology annotation, cellular component: neuron projection; cytoplasm. Gene Ontology annotation, biological process: response to oxidative stress; cyclooxygenase pathway. Bases 234 to 2003 code for a protein of 589 amino acids. The record is from RefSeq and is a predicted model, not a curated record. Gene Ontology annotation, molecular function: heme binding; prostaglandin-endoperoxide synthase activity; peroxidase activity. Lineage: Eukaryota; Metazoa; Mollusca; Bivalvia; Ostreida; Ostreidae.